Messenger RNA from Siniperca chuatsi (mandarin fish), 5653 nucleotides. RefSeq names its product serine/threonine-protein kinase WNK4-like. Gene Ontology annotation, cellular component: cytoplasm; cytosol. The transcript has 24 exons. Bases 441 to 4607 code for a protein of 1388 amino acids. NCBI's taxonomy places the organism in Eukaryota, Metazoa, Chordata, Actinopteri, Centrarchiformes, Sinipercidae. The record is from RefSeq and is a predicted model, not a curated record. Gene Ontology annotation, molecular function: ATP binding; protein serine/threonine kinase activity; chloride channel inhibitor activity. Gene Ontology annotation, biological process: intracellular signal transduction; renal sodium ion absorption; positive regulation of potassium ion import across plasma membrane.
UGUGUGUGUGUGUGUGUGUGUGUGUGUGUGUGUGAGUGUGAGUGUGUGUGUUGUUAUUGUUUAUUUGUUUAUUUGUUUAUUUCUACAGUCAGCGGUGACGUCAGAAACGAGAGAGAGCUCUGGUGACAGGCUGCGGCACUUCCGGUUCUCUUUAUCGGGCCACAGGACAGGUGUCGGGUGGGCGGGGCCUGUCGCAGCGCGUGCCGGCUGCUCUCUGCUGAUAGAGCUCGUGCUGUCACACAGCGGCGGCAGCGCGAGCUCAGCGAGAUGUUGUCUCUGCUCUCACUUUGAGGAGUUUGUUGUGAGCUCGCAGGGAGCCGGACUCCAGCGGACCUGGACCUGGACUAUAAGGAUCCCGCUCAGAGACACAUCCUCUGGCGUCGCAGCGGGACUCGAACCAGCGACACCGAGGAGACGACCCGCGGAGGAGGAAGAGGAGGAUGCUGCCCCGGACCACUGACGACCAAACCAAGAAAAGACCUGAAGAAGAAGAAGAAGAAGAGGAGGAGGAGGAAGAGGAAGAAGAGGAACAGUCUAUUCUUCCUCCUCCUCUUCCUCUCGUUACCAUGCCAACCUCGGAGGACGACCCCGCCGUCCAAUCGGAGGCUGCAGCGAACCCUCCGGCCAAUCGGGACGUCAGCUCGGACUCGGGGGAGGAUACGGCGGCCGCGCUCUUGGACUCCAACAAGGAGGCGUUACCGUGGCAACAGAAGCGGGAAGAGGAGCGCGAUGAAGAGGAGACGCAGGCGGUGGCCUCGUCUCCCGACGGACGAUUCCUCAAGUUCAACAUCGAGAUCGGACGAGGAUCCUUCAAGACGGUUUACAGAGGACUGGACACCGAGACCACGGUGGAGGUGGCCUGGUGUGAACUGCAGACUCAUCGUCUAAACAAGGCGGAGCGUCAGAGGUUCACCGAGGAGGUGGAGAUGCUGAAAGCUCUGCAGCAUCCAAACAUCGUCCGAUUCUUCGACUCCUGGAAGUCGACGCUGAGGGGCCACAAAUGCACCAUCCUGGUGACGGAGCUCAUGACGUCCGGGACCCUCAAGACGUACCUGCGCAGGUUCCGUCAGAUGAAGCUGAAGCUGCUGCAGCGUUGGAGCUUCCAGAUCCUGAAGGGGCUGCAGUUCCUGCACUCACGCUGCCCCCCCAUCCUGCACAGAGACCUCAAGUGUGACAACGUCUUCAUCACCGGACCCAUCGCCUCCGUCAAGAUCGGAGACCUGGGCCUCGCCACGCUCAAGAAGGCCUCGUUCGCCAAGAGCGUCAUCGGGACCCCGGAGUUCAUGGCUCCAGAGAUGUAUGAGGAGAAGUACGACGAGGCCGUGGACGUUUACGCCUUCGGCAUGUGCAUCCUGGAGAUGGCGACGUCGGAGUAUCCGUACUCUGAGUGUCAGAACGCUGCCCAGAUCUACCGCAAGGUCACCAACGGAAUCAAACCGGACAGUUUUUCCAAAGUAGAAGUUCCCGAGCUGAAGGAGAUAAUUGAAGGCUGCAUUCGAACCAACAGCAAUGAGAGGUUCACGGUUCAGGACCUGCUGGAUCACCGGUUCUUCCAGGAGCAGCUGGGGGUCCACGUGGAACUGGCCGAGGACGACGACGGCUCGAAGGCGGCUCUGAAGCUCUGGCUCAGGAUGGACGCCAGCAAGAAGCUUCACGGGAAAUACAAAGACAACAACGCCAUCGAGUUCCUGUUCGAGCUGUACAAAGACGUCCCCGAGGAGGUGGCCCAGGAGAUGGUGGUGCUGGGGUUCGUGUGUGAGGCGGACUAUAAGCUGGUUGCCAAGGCGAUCAGACAUCGAGUGACGGCCAUAAAGCGCCAGCGGGAGAAACAGCGCCGCCUGCUGGAGGAAGCUCUGAACCGCCAGCAGGAAGCUGUCAUCGAGGAGGAGUCUGACCCCGCCCCUCAACCGCCUGAACCGCCCAAUCAGAGCCCUGCAGCUUCCACGAGCACGUCUGCUGCUGGGAAGGUGGCCAACCAGCAGGACUCAGCUGCUGUUUCAGCCCCCGCCCCCACCUGGAUACAAGCCCCGCCCUCGGGAACGGUGACAUCGAGCAGCAGCCCGGUGGAUUCUGGGAUCAGCAGCGUCUCCAGCAGGACGGGGGGAGACGGAGACGAGGAGGACGUCAAGACCGCCAAACAUACCUCGCACUCCUCCGCUACAUCGGACUGUGAGAUGGACAGCUCCUUUAGCUCCUCAGGUGUCCUGGAGAAGGUUGAAGCCACGCCCCCCCAUGUCUCUAACCCCGCCCCCCCAUCCUCUGUCCCCGCGGCUCAGGAAACCCCUCGACCCAAGGCUCCUCCCCCUGUGACCCGGGCUCCAUCCAAAGCUCCGCCCCUCCCCGUGCUGCGUUUCCCCAAGAGCAUCGCUGUGUCCCACAAUGCCGAGCGUUCGCAAUCUGGAUCAGCCUGCGGCUUCUCCUCACCUGUCGACAGCUACGCCUCUGAUGUGACCUCAGGUUUGAGUGACUGCAAUGAUGCCCCGUUAGACAAGGGACACCAGGAAGUGACCAAACAGGAGGCUACGAAGCAGUUCAGGAGGAGAGCGAGGGCUCGUCUAAGAAUCACAGGGGUGUCAGACAUGGUGGACCGGGUGGUGGAGUGUCAGCUGCAGACUCACAACAGUAAGAUGGUGACGUUUAAGUUUGACCUGGACGGAGACAAUCCAGAGGACAUCGCCUCUGUGAUGAUCCACAGGGACUUCAUCCUGCCAUCAGAGCGAGAAGGAUUCAUACUCCGCAUGUAUGACAUCAUCAAGAGGGCGGAGUCUAUGAUGCAUAGACAGCAGCAAGCUGACACCGACAGGUUAUCUCACCUGACUGCCUCCACGCUGCUCGAGUCCACGCCAAACCUGCCAGCCCAGGGCCUCUCCAGAACUCUGUCCUCGUCUUCACUUCCUGACAUUGCAGAUGCUGACCCCUCCCCCUUGAAGGGCGUAGACUUCUACAUUGACCCUGAGGCCACGCCCUUCAUCAGACCACUGAGGUCACAGUCUUUCCACACUUCAUCAGCUUCCUCCCAUCAGCCCCCUCCAUACCCCCUCCAUUACGCCCACCCAGACUCUGCCCCUCCUCCCCCCUCCCACCUUCCCCCUCCUCUUCAGUAUCACCACCUGUCUCCCUCCUACUGCCCCUACACCACCCCCUUCCCCGCCCAGAGCUCCUCCACCGACCUCCCCCGAGUCCACAGUAACCCCUCCCUCCUCACUCCCUCCUCCUCAGCUCCUCCCCGUCCUCCUCAUCACUGGCCCCCCCCUGACCAGCCUCUCUUCUCUCUGGCCAAUGUACUCUCUCUGGCCAUGAGCGUGGCCCAGUCCCUCAUGCCCCCACCUGGGGUCCCCAACCAGGGCUUUCACCCUUACCCCCAGCCCCUGUCUCCCCCGUUCCCCUCUCCCCAGGCUGCCCCCUCUCCCCCCAUGUCUCCAUCCCUGGGCUCUAAGCACCAUCCUCCAAGCCAUGCCUUCUUCUCUGCGCCCUUCUCUUCCCAGCUGUCCUACAGCCUCCCCACCCCUCAGACAGGCUCCACCCCCAUCAGCCAGCAGGGUCCACCACCCGCCCAGACUCCAGACACAUCUCAGCCUCACUGUCCUGUUCAGGUAAAGGUUGGCUCAGCUCCGCCCCCUCAUGGUUCAGAGACCGUUUCUGCUCCCAGUCUGACCAGUACUUCCCGUCUGACCAGUACUUCCAGUCUGACCAGUACUCCCAGUCUGACCAGUGCUCCCAGUCUGACCAGUGCUCCCAGUCCCAGAGGAGAGCUCUGUGGCACCUCCACCUCCUCCCCACCUGUCUCAACUCCUCACAACAAAGUGACCUCCCCCAUGACCUCACCGUCACCCAGACUAUCACCCAUCCAGGAAGUGAAGAAACCUUCAGUCCUCACCGUUGGUCGUUUCCAGGUGACAGCCUCUAAAGACGUUCCUGCUGUGCAUCAUCAGGAGCCCCGCCAUCUCAACCAGGCCACACCCACUGCCCACUCCCCGCCUCCCUCCAUGCCAGACCAAUCGGACAGCUCAGAGAGUAGCACGGAGGAGCAGAGCCAAUCAGAGAGCAGCAUCAGCACAGUGACAGUGUCACCACCUGGAUAUCUUCAGGGUUACAAUGACAACCCUGGACAACAGGAGGAAGAGGAGAGGAGGAGGAGGGAGGAGGAGGAGAGGAAGAGGAGGGUAAGUGUCAGUCUGUGGGACGGGUUGGCCGGCAGCAGCUUCAGCCAAUCAUGGAGCCGCUCAGCACCCUGCAUCAGCUCUGACGAAUCAGAUAGCGAGAAUGAGGAGAUGUGGGAGGAGCUGCAGGAGCUCCGUGAAAGACACCUGGCGGAGGUGCAGAACCUGAAGGCCAAUCAGAAGCGAGAGACUGAGGAGCUGUACCUGAGGAUGGGUAAAGUCCCGCCCCCCGGCAUUGUCUCUCCAGCCGCCAUGCUGAACCACCGCCAACGCCGCCUGUCCAAGACCGGAAACUACCCUCCUUCUCGCAAAAACAGCCUGCAGAGACUGGACGUGCUGCCCCCUGCAGGUAUCAUGAGGAAGAGCUCGGUCAGCGGCAGCAGCAGUGGAUCUCAGGAUAGAGCAGGGAAAGGCGUGACCUUUGCCCCCGAACACAGCCACACGUAAGAGAGGAGCUGCUGACUAACUGAACACAUGAAGACGAUGAAACCUGAUGAUGAAGAGGAGACCUCGAUGAACACACAUCACUUUAUCAAACAUGAAAAUCUUUGUUUAGGAUUUUAUUCUGUUUGUAAUAGUUUGAUUCCUGAUUUGAGAUCUGUUCUGAUGUUUGUUGUUUUUCUGUGUUUUAUAUUUUGAAUUGAGACUUUGACAUUUCAGCACUUUAGGAGCAAAAUAUUAAGCCUCAAUGAGCCUCAUGUAGCAACAGGUUCAUACUUUUAACUUUCUCUUUGUUUUUCUCAUGAGGUUCUGCAGGUUUAACUCUUCAGAUUCAGAUCAUAAAUGAUCCCUUUACACUUAGGUCUUUUAAAGACCAAGAAGGAAACAAAAAUCACAAGUUAAAUCUUAAACUCUGAUCGUCUUCUCUGAACUAUUCUUUUAAUCAGCUUCUGAGUGGAGGGUUUCUCCACGAACACACAGUUAUCUGCCAGUCAGAAUCUCACUGCCGAUUUUAAAGAUUUUAGAUGUUCGAUUUCUGUGUGUUUGAUAGCAUUGUCAAUUGAAUCUGAUCAAAUUUUAGUAAUAUAAAUAUUAGUUUGUAACUCAGGAUGUUUUUCUUAACUUUAACUUGGAUUGCUGCUCAUUUAGUUGCAAUAAUAUGACGUGAAAAAGAAAUAUUUAAGAUGUUUUGAUUUAUGAAUCUCUUCUUGCAUGAAGUCCGGAGUCUUCAGCACUUUUACACAGUUUCUUCUACAUAUCUGUCUCUUAAAUGUCUGUUUCUAAUCUAUCCACUGAAUGUAUCUUGGAAUCACAGUGUGCCUUAUUUAAAGAAUAAUUAUUGUAAUAUUUAGAGAGAUACUGAGGUGAUGUGUGACAAACAGACACCUUCAGUAUCGCCUCGUCUAAAGAACAUUUCUGCAUUAAAUCAGACGACGUCCAGGUGACACACGACAUGAAGACAUGUGAACAGAGAAACAUCACAGGUCUUUUCAUUUCUCUUUGUGUUCCGACUUUAAAGUGUUUGCGUGUAAUAAAAAUGACCUCGAACAGCA